This is a messenger RNA of Nomia melanderi (Alkali bee), 2295 nucleotides long. RefSeq names its product DNA topoisomerase 1-like. Gene Ontology annotation, cellular component: chromosome; nucleolus. Gene Ontology annotation, biological process: chromosome segregation; DNA topological change; DNA replication. NCBI's taxonomy places the organism in Eukaryota, Metazoa, Arthropoda, Insecta, Hymenoptera, Halictidae. Gene Ontology annotation, molecular function: DNA binding; DNA topoisomerase type I (single strand cut, ATP-independent) activity. The record is from RefSeq and is a predicted model, not a curated record.
GAUAAAUAUAUACUACACUUGGCGUUGCAACUCGCGGAAACUAGCGCAGUUACUCGAUAAAACGCGACAAUAUACCACGGAUUGUAACUCCACAUAGACAUUAUUUUCUAUCAGCGAUGUGCAACGAAUGGAAAUCUUUGGAAUAUGAGGGACCAUGGAUUGCACCUCCAUACGAUCCCCUUCCUUCUGACGUGAAGUUGUAUUACAACGGUGAGGAACAGGACUUGGAUAAAGAGGCAGAGGAGCUUGCCACUUUAUACGCAAAGGUAUUGAAUAGUAAAUACACUACAGAUAGUACGUUCGACGAUAAUUUCUUCCUGGAGUGGAGGGGGGUAAUGAAUGAGGACGAAAAGAAACAAAUUCUCAAGUUGAAGAAGUGUGAUUUUUCAAAAAUACAAGAACAUCUUAAGAGGGAGGAGACAACGAGGAAGGAGAGGGAAAAGGAGGAAGAAGAAAAGAUUACCUUAGAGCAUGGUUUCUGUACCUUAAACGGAAAGAAAGAAAAACUAGCCUCUUUUAAGAUAGGACAACCUGAUUUAUUGAAAGGGAAGGGUCCUAACAGAGGUAAAUUGAAAAAAAGAAUACUGCCUAAAGAUGUUGUUAUCAAUUGUUCUGACCGCGAAAAACAAUUGAACAGAGGUUGGAAAGACGUUGUAACGAAACGUACCAACGCAUGGGUUGCUUGUUAUAAAGGAAGCAUUGAUGGAAAAAACAAGUACGUUCGUUUUCAUCCGUCCUGCAAAUUCUGGAGCACUACGACGCGAAGGAAGUAUGAAAUUGCGCAGAAUUUAAAAGAACAUUUAGAUGAUAUUCGUAAACGGUACGAAAAUGAUUGUAACGAUCAAGACAAGAAAACCAAGCAACUAGGUACUGCUGUGUAUUUUAUGGAUAAAUUGGCUCUGAGAGUUGGCUCUGAAAACACAUCUGGUACGAUAGGUUUGUGUACUUUGCAAGGGCAACAUGUUACACCGUACAAAAAGGGAGAGGAACAUUGGGUGAAAUUUGAUUUCAGAGGUAAAAGUUUUAUACCAUUCAAGGAGGAUGUGAAAGUAGAAGAAUAUGUGUACAAAAAUUUACUAGAAUUUAAAAAAUCGAUAAAUAAUGACGAUAAAUUAUUCAAUGAAAUCAAUCCAACAAUGCUAAAUAAAUACUUGAGAGAACAGAUGGAGGGUCUUUCUGUGAAAGUAUUUAGAACGUAUAAUGCGUCGGAGAUGCUACAGAAUCUAUUAAGUAAACACACUGAUUUAGCUGAACAAGAUGAAAAUUAUAAAAUAAACGUACUUAAAAACGAAUUUAAAAAAGUUGCAAAAUACUUGAAUCAUAAACGUGCACGAAAUACUGAACGUCCAGAGAAGUCGACGAACAAAUCUACAAACAAUGAAGACGACGAAACGGACACAUCUACAGACAAUGAAGAAGAGGAAAUGAAUGAUUUUUUAGACCUUGAAGUCCAUGACAAUUUUGAAGUUUCACCAGAGACCGCGAUAAAAUACUACAUUGAUCCUAGAAUUAUCUUUGCAUGGUGCAAGAGAAAUAACGUUCCCGUUGAGAAAAUUUACUGCAAAUCACUAAGAAUGUUGUUUUCAUACGCAGCAGAAACAUCACGGGACUUUGUAUAUUAAUCCUACGAUGUAUUCGUUACUUUACAAGUAUACAGUACCUACUGAUUGUAUUCCGUUAAUAUUUUAUUUAGAUUAUACAGAUUAUGUAUAUCAUAUAAAUUAAUAAAAAACAACUGACGAGCAAGUAUAAUUGAUAAUUGAAUGUUUCAAGAUGAAAAAGGAGAACUUGGAUUUCAGAUACAAUUUAAUUACUUUUGCUUAUUUUCUUAUGCACGGUAUAAUAUUCUUUAACCCACUUCGAAAGUCUUGUAUUAUAAUCGGUUUGCAAUAACGAGGACUAAGAAAUAUAAGAUUGUAGAAAUACUAAGUUGUAUAUUACGAGUAAUUUUAAGCUUUCGUAAUCCGUUGUGUGCAACAGGAAUUUUUAUCGGGUUCCCGCGAUUCACGUAAUCGACGCGAAAUUCACAGGGCCGAAGCGUUUAUCGUGCGCGACCCCCGAUAACAUUUCCGAUUGAUAGGCCGCUGUCUUCCGUAAAUGAAGAAGAGGAAGUCGAGCAGGAAGACGAACGCGACGAAGAAAAAUCUCGCAGCGAGCAGAUGAUAGUAAACGUGAACUUGAAGAGAAACUCGGAUAACGCGAUAAAUGACUCGAGGAAAACCGACGCAGCGAUAAAUGAACCUGAAGAGAAGCGACAAACCGGACUAUGAUGCUGAAUCGAAGUAGUUAACCCUU